GUUAAAAAAAAGCAGUAAAACGACAAGGCUCAGGAACAGCAGCGUUUAGAGCCGCAACGUGUUCCUGGGCUCUUGGAUACAGACACACCUGUCUAAACGACGUCUGAAAUCGGUAAUGUUACGUCCGGACGUUCUCUGAUCGGAAAAGAAAGGCGUUUAUAUAAUAUAUCUGGACGAUAAACAAAGCGAACCCUGAAAGCCUUUUUGUGUUAGAGUUAGAUUUCCGUUUGAAGAAGACUCUUUGGACUUAUGUCAGUCGGAACGCCUUAAAACAUCAGCGAGGUGUCAGUUUAAGAUGGAUGUGCGGCUUCUUUUAAUAGCAACAGUGGUCCUUGGUGGCAGCACGGCUCAGCAAGAUGGAAGCAUGUGCAUCAAGGCCAAUGCGCAGUCCUGUGGGGAAUGCAUCCAGGUCUCUGAGACAUGUGGAUGGUGCACAGACGAAAAUUUUCUGACGGUGGGCGAACCCAAAUCCGCUCGCUGUGACGAUCUGGAGUCUCUGAAGAAAAGAAACUGUAAAGUGAGCCAAAUCGAGAACCCACGUGGGAAAAUCGUUGUGGAUCAAGACAAUCCGGUUACGAUUCGUAAAAAGGAUGAGAAAGUGAAGCUGGAGGACAUCACCCAGAUCCAGCCUCAGAAGGUCACCGUCACGCUGCGAACCGGCGAACCACAGACUAUAAACCUGAAAUUCCGGCGGGCGGAUGAUUACCCCAUCGAUCUGUACUACCUGAUGGACCUCUCCUACUCCAUGAAGGAUGAUCUGGAAAACGUCAAGAAUCUUGGUACUGAGCUUAUGAGGGAAAUGGCCAAAAUCACCUCCGACUUUAAAAUUGGUUUUGGCUCCUUUGUUGAGAAAACGGUCAUGCCGUAUGUCAGCACCACACCACUCAGAAUGAUGAACCCUUGCUUGGGCAACCAUAACUGCACCAGCCCGUUCAGCUACAAGAAUGUCCUGUCCCUGACGAAGGAUGGAAAGAAGUUCAACAAUUUGGUCAGUCAGCAGCAGAUCUCCGGCAACCUGGACUCACCUGAGGGAGGCUUUGAUGCCAUCAUGCAGGUGGCAGUGUGCGAGAAAAUCAUUGGCUGGAGAAAUGUGACUCGACUCCUAGUGUUUUCCACUGACGCUGGUUUCCACUUUGCUGGGGAUGGAAAACUGGGGGGCAUUGUCUUACCCAACGAUGGGCAGUGCCACCUGGAGGGCAACAUGUAUACUAUGAGCCACUACUAUGACUACCCCUCUAUCGCUCAUCUGGUCCAGAAAUUAAACGACCACAACAUCCAGACGAUCUUUGCUGUAACUGAAGAGUUCCAGCCUGUUUACAAGGAACUGAAAAACCUUAUUCCCAAAUCAGCUGUUGGCACUCUAUCCUCCAACUCCAGCAACGUGAUCAAACUCAUUCUAGAUGCCUACAAUUCUCUGUCAUCUGAAGUCACUCUGGAACAUGGCAAGCUCCCAGACGGAGUCAGCAUCCAAUACAAGUCCUUCUGCAAGAACGGCGUGACGCAAACCGGCGAGGACGGCAGGAGAUGUUUCAACAUUUCCAUCGGAGACGAGGUCAACUUCCACAUUUCUAUAGAAUCCCAGAAGUGUCUUUCAAAAGACGAAAUAAUCAAAAUCAAACCGCUGGGCUUUAAUGAGGAGUUGGUGAUCAACCUGAAGUUCAUCUGCGACUGUCAGUGCUCCUCGGGUGGCGAGGCCAACAGCAAGAAAUGCUUCGACGGCAACGGGACCUUCGAGUGUGGAGCGUGCAAGUGCAAUGAGGGGCGCAUCGGGCGAGUCUGUGAAUGCAGUAAAGAUGAGGUUCGUACUGAGGACCUGGACGCCAACUGCAGAAAAGACAACGGCACUGACAUCUGCAGCAACAACGGCGACUGCGUCUGCGGGACCUGCGAAUGCAAGAAGCGAGAAAACCCUGCAGAAGUCUACAGCGGCAAGUACUGCGAAUGCGACAACUUCAACUGUGACCGCUCCAACAACAAGCUGUGUGGAGGUCACGGCCGCUGUGAAUGCAGGAAAUGCAUCUGUGAUGCAAACUACACCGGCAGCGCCUGCGACUGCUCUCUGGACACCACCCCCUGCCUCGCCAAGAACAGGCAGAUCUGUAACGGCCGCGGCGAGUGCAAAUGUGGAAGCUGCAGGUGCACCGGCUCCAAAUUCCAAGGGCCCACCUGUGAGCUGUGUCCCACCUGUCCCGGCGUCUGUGCCGAGCACAAGGACUGCGUUCAAUGUCGGGCUUUCCAGUCGGGCGACAAGAAGGACACCUGCGAGAAGGAAUGCAGCAACUUCAACAUGAUCAAGGUGAAGGAUCGGGACAAGCUGCCGCAGCCCACGGACCAGAGCUUCCCCCUGACCCACUGCAAGGAGAGGGACGCUAACGACUGCUGGUUCUACUUCACCUUCUCUGUCAGGAAUGACACCAACGAGGUGGUGGUGGUGGAGCAGCUGGAAUGCCCAGCGGGACCCGACAUUAUCCCCAUCGUGGCCGGCGUGGUCGCAGGCAUUGUGAUGAUCGGGCUGGCGCUGCUGCUCAUCUGGAAACUGCUCAUGAUCAUCCACGACCGCCGAGAGUUUGCCAAGUUUGAGAAGGAGAAGUUGAAUGCCAAGUGGGACACGGGGGAGAAUCCCAUUUACAAAAGUGCUGUAACAACAGUCGUCAACCCAAAGUACGAGGGCAAGUGAUGGAGCCGUGCCGUCACUGAACAACACUGUGCUGUGGAGAAAGGGGGCGGGGUUUUCUACCAUUAUGCUCACUGUUUCAUUGUAUCUGUAGUCUGCAAAUACGUUUUGCUACUCUUGUUUUACUAACUUGAUUUCCUAUGCAUCUUUUGUGUACAGAUGUUUGUGUGUGUGAAGCUUGAAUGUGUUUUUGUAGAUGUUCCUGCCAUGCAGCAGGCUGAGUAACAAAAACAAAAGAUGGAAGCCAUCAGUUUUGUCCAGAUGGACCAAGAGUUCUUUCCCAAGUAUCAUGUCUGGAGGGGUUAAUCUGUGAAUGUUUGGGGGGGAGCAGAGGGCCAUGGGUCUAUGAUCUCCAGCCUGACCAAAGGUCUUUGUGUGUUUGUCAAAACGAUGAAUGAAAUGAUAAUCUCUCUUCUAAACGUUGGAUUAAAGUGUGUAGGAAGCCACAUUACAGAAUGUGGUUUAAGGCCGUCGCCUUUUUGGUUCUAAAUCCAGUUGAACAAUCUUUGUUUUGUUUUUUACAUUCUUUUCUGUGUGAAAGGACUCCGUUUACACUCGAUUUACUGUUUGGUUCCAGGUUUUACUCGCUUAUUUUAAAGCCAACUCAGGUUUUUUAUUCUCCUCAGCUUUACCAAAUAUCUGCCUUAUUUGCUCACUAAUUGUUGCUCAGUAAAAUGUUUGUUUCUCUCGUGUAUAAUAUGAAUUGGGGACAAUCUUUUUUUUUUUUUUUUUUUUUAGCCCAUAGUAAUUCCACCAAAGUCUUUAAUGCCUCAAUAAACCAUUUGAUGAUGAGGAGACAGGAGUGAUGAUGAUGAUGAUGAUGAAAGAUUUUUUCAAGUGCCUUUUAAGUUCAACACCUUAAAGCAACUAUGUUCAGAAAUAUUUAUUAAAUAAACCUUCCAAACAAUCAA
Molecule: messenger RNA, 3585 nt
Organism: Oryzias latipes (Japanese medaka)
Lineage: Eukaryota; Metazoa; Chordata; Actinopteri; Beloniformes; Adrianichthyidae
Product: integrin beta-1
Biological process (GO): integrin-mediated signaling pathway; cell-cell adhesion; cell migration
Cellular component (GO): integrin complex; synapse; cell surface
Molecular function (GO): integrin binding; fibronectin binding; C-X3-C chemokine binding
Source: RefSeq, a predicted model, not a curated record